AUGCCUUCCGAUGAAAAGAUCCCAUUCUUCAAUCCGAGCCCUCCGCCCUAUGAUGAGACCAUGGCCAACGGAAGCCGUCGUGACUAUGCCCGGGUCCCUUCCAGGUUCUCGACAGAAAAUCGCGACGCUGACGAAACCGAACACCAAUCCCUCCUGCGACUGCCGGAGACGUCUGCUGGACCAUCAAGACAACCGCCCCGCGGAUAUCGACCGCCCACGGUAGAGACUGACGAUGAGUCCAGUCUUUUCGGUAGCGACAGCGAACUUGAUGACGAUGAGGAAGCCGCUCAGAUACGCCGAGAAAUGCAGGAGAUGGAAGUUGAAGAGCCCUCCACAACACGAGGCUCAGUAUGGAGCAAGAGAAUAGGUUUCUCCUUGUCACUGCCCAAGUGGAAAUGGUCCUGGAGGCCAAGAUUACCGAGAUUCCGCAUCCAACUUCCUUCACGUGCCACCGAACCAGCCAGGAACGAGAACGAGACCAGACCCGAAACGAAUCGACGGCAAUGGCCACAGAUGAAUUCCAUGACGUGGAUCAUAGUCUUUGCCCGGCUCGUCGCACUGCUAAUCGUGCUUGGCUUCGUCUACUUUCUAUUUGCCACCGGGUUCUUCAGUGGCUCCUCCACUCGUCUCCCAGGGGGGCUACGCUUUGACCCGGAAGACCUCAAGGCCUUCAUACAGUCUAACGUGGAUCCAAUGCGCAUGCGGGCUUCGGUCUUGCACUACUCACAUUAUGCCCACAUCGCUGGUACCGAAGGAGAUUAUGCGAUGGCCAUGGAUGUCGAGAGCAUGUUCCAACGUGCCGGUCUCGAGUCAGUACAACUUGACGAAUAUUACGUUUAUGCCAAUUAUCCGCGGAAAGACGGCCGGGCUGUGCAAAUCAUGGAUGUCGAUGGCAAGACUGCUAAGUGGACCGCAAGGUUGGAUGAGGAAGAGCGCGGAGGAGAAACAUCUGGUCGGCAGACAUACGCCUUUCACGCCCAUUCAAAGUCUGGCGACGUCAAGGGCCCUUUAAUAUAUGCGAAUUAUGGUUCUCGCGACGACUUCCAAACACUCAAGGAUAAAGCAAUAAAUACAAAAGGAGCCAUUGCCCUUGUGCGACAGAUGGGUACCCAGAAAGACGUGGCUCUGAAGGUGAAGGCAGCAGAGCUUGCUGGAUUCGCUGGCUGCUUAGUCUAUAGUGAUCCAGCCGAAAACGGGUUUGUCAAAGGUGAUGUUGCGCCCAAGGGUCGAUGGUUGCCCGAGGAUGGUGUUCAACGGGGUUCUGUAACCCUAAAGAACAUGGGAGUUGGGGAUGUUUUAACGCCCGGCUGGGAGAGCAAGAAGGAAAAGCAGAGAAUGGCUAUCGAGGAGGCGCCAGGUCUAGUGAAGAUCCCCAGCCUGCCGCUUGCUUGGAGAGACGCCAAGGUUCUGCUGCAACACUUAAAGGGCCAUGGACAAAAGGUUCCUGAGGGCUGGAAAGGUGAUGUCCCAGAGGUGGAUGAGUGGUGGACAGGCGAUCAUUCCUCACCAAUUGUUCGUUUGCAAAAUGAGCAGGAUGAGAUUGAAAAGCAGCCUAUAUGGAAUGUCUACGGCAAAAUCUUGGGUAUGGAGCAGACGUCAAACUCCAUCAUCCUUGGCAACCAUCGUGACUCCAUGGCGUUUGGUGCUACCCGACCUCACUCUGGAACUGCGGUUAUGAUUGAACUGGCUCGUAUCUUUGGUAGCCUGUUGAGCAGGGGCUGGCGUCCCUUGCGUACGAUUGAGUUCAUGUCUUGGGAUGCGGCGGAAUACAACAUGAUUGGGUCCACCGAAUACGUCGAAAAGAACCUGGACGCAUUGCGACAGAAUGCCUACGCCUACAUCAAUUUAGAUGCCGCAAUCACGGGUACCCAAUUCACAGCCGCAGGGUCCCCGCCGCUGGAAAGAGCACUCAUUCGAGCCUUGGGACGUAUCGUGGACCCUCACAAGAACGAGACUCUCAAAUUCCUAUGGGAUAGCCGCAAAGCUAAGCUAGAGGGCCUUGGAGGCGGUGGGGACUACGUUCCGUUCCAGGAUAUAGCCGGUACAAGCUCCAUUGAUGUCAGAUUCGAGGGAGAGCCGGUGCCGUUCAGCUCAAGCUAUGAAAACUUCAACUUGGUUGAACAAGUCAUAGAUCCGGGUUUUGUUUACCACGGACUCAUGGGUCAGGUUGUGGGGCUGUUGCUUCUUGACCUGGCUGACAGAGCCAUCAUGCCCUUUGACAUGGUUGGUUAUGCCAGAAGCCUCAAUCAUUGGAUUCAUGACUUGGAACAGUGGGCGAACAAGCAGGAGGGUGCCAAGGACGGCGCCUCAAAUAUACCGUUCCAAGAGCUCAAGGAUGCCGUCGAGUUAGUCAAGAACAACGCCGAUGAGUUUGAGAAAUGGGAAUUAGAGUGGGACCGCUCGAUUCUCAGCGGCGGCGGGUACGAAGCAAGCAGUCUCGGGGCUCAGCGGAUGCAUUACAAUGACCGGAUGGCUGCUUUUGAAGCCUCGCUCCUAGAUUUAGAACUCGGUGGUGGUAUUCCAAAUCGUACUCAGUUCAAGCACGUCGUGUUUGGUCCCCAGCUGUGGUCAUCUUAUGACGUAUCUUUCUUCCCUGCUAUUCGCGACACAGUAGAGGCAGGCGACUGGGAACUCGCGAGACUUAUCGCAACAAAGAUCGCAGCCUUGUUACGGCAGGCUGCAACCAUUUUACAGAUGUGA
Molecule: messenger RNA, 2700 nt
Organism: Metarhizium album ARSEF 1941
Lineage: Eukaryota; Fungi; Ascomycota; Sordariomycetes; Hypocreales; Clavicipitaceae
Product: Transferrin receptor-like, dimerization domain protein
Exons: 2
Coding region: 1-2700 (899 amino acids)
Molecular function (GO): carboxypeptidase activity
Source: RefSeq, a predicted model, not a curated record